Suillus clintonianus is the source of this 309-nucleotide messenger RNA. Its product is annotated as anaphase-promoting complex subunit 11. NCBI's taxonomy places the organism in Eukaryota, Fungi, Basidiomycota, Agaricomycetes, Boletales, Suillaceae. The record is from RefSeq and is a predicted model, not a curated record. Gene Ontology annotation, molecular function: cullin family protein binding; ubiquitin protein ligase activity; zinc ion binding. Gene Ontology annotation, cellular component: anaphase-promoting complex; nucleus. Gene Ontology annotation, biological process: anaphase-promoting complex-dependent catabolic process; protein ubiquitination; positive regulation of mitotic metaphase/anaphase transition. The coding region runs from base 1 to 309 and encodes 102 amino acids. The transcript is spliced from 3 exons.
AUGAAAGUCCACAUCAAACACUGGAGCGCCGUCGCCCAAUGGCGGUGGAACACAGGCAACACAACCCACGACCAAGACGACGAAGGCGACGUAUGUGGGAUCUGUCGCGUCCCGUUUGAGGGGUGUUGCCCAUCGUGUAAGAUGCCUGGGGAUGACUGUCCUUUGAUCUGGGGCGAAUGCAGCCACGUCUUCCACAUGCACUGCUUGCUCAAAUGGCUAGGAACGGUUGCUUCGAAACAGCAGUGUCCUAUGGAUCGACGCGCUUGGGUCACUGCUGAGCGCAAGGCGAACGAGUUGGCUGCGAGUUAG